Molecule: messenger RNA, 15362 nt
Organism: Doryrhamphus excisus (bluestripe pipefish)
Lineage: Eukaryota; Metazoa; Chordata; Actinopteri; Syngnathiformes; Syngnathidae
Gene: fat3b
Product: FAT atypical cadherin 3b
Biological process (GO): homophilic cell-cell adhesion
Cellular component (GO): cell-cell junction; plasma membrane
Molecular function (GO): calcium ion binding
Source: RefSeq, a predicted model, not a curated record
CCAGCGCGGCGGCAUCUGAUGCUGGACGCUCCCAAAAAACUUGCGCAAAGGCUUUUCCUGUUUUUUCCCAACCUUGUUAUAUCUUCUACUGAAGCACCACAAAGCUAAUUCAGAGUGUGGUUGUUUUUCUAUUUCGUCUUUAGCUCGCAGGACGCAGGUGGCUUGAAAACUGGGACAAGUGCUAUUUAGUUUGACGAGGAUGGCUGCGGUUCUCUAGACAACUGCCUCCUGGCGGGAUGCGAUGAUGUGAUCGUGGAUUUCCAGCAGAUACUAUAUACUUUACCUUUUCUGUACGCUUUUUUUUGAAUAUUCCUGUUGCAGUGAGGAUGGAUGCACUUUUUGGUCAUUCCACAAAGGUAGGUCACACAAAGUGACAAAUCCACCAAUCAAGUAGCAGACUGUACUCAUUCGGCAGGUUGCUGAUUAGUAGGGUGACUGCGUGAUGUGAGAGCCAUGAUGCCUCAUCUGAGGGGAAUUAUGCGCCCUCUUCCUCUUCUUUUACAUCAUGUUUGCUUUCUCCUCACCCACCCCAUCCCAUUGCUCCAUGGCCAGUUAUUGUCCGAGGCAAGGGCUGGACAGGGCCUGCUGCUCUUCACUCAGCCUGCCUACAACGCCUCCAUGUAUGAGAACUCCGCAGCCAGAACCUACACCAGCAGUGAGGUCAAAAUGGGGAUCGCUCUGGGGCCACCGUCCCGAUCCUUUGAAGUCCAGUUUUCGAUUGAAUCCGGUGACAGCGAGGGAAUCUUCCAGGCUGAGGACUUUGCGAUGGGAGAUUUCUGUUUCCUCCGCAUUCGCACAAACAGCGGCGCCAUGUUGAACCGGGAGGUACAAGACAAUUACACGCUGACGGUCAAGGCGUCCGCCCAGGGAGGCCUGGAGGCGCUGGCUACUGUUUAUAUAAAAGUCCUGGACACUAAUGACCUGCGACCACUCUUCUCCCCAACCUCCUACUCCUUUCUGGUGUCCGAGAGCGCCCAGCUGGGCGCCAGCAUCGGCCGCGUGACGGCCACUGAUGCCGACUUGGGCUCCAAUGGGCAGUUUUACUACUUCUUCAAGAACAAAGUGGAGCUCUUCGCCGUGCACCCGACCAGUGGUGUGAUCACACUGACAGGCCAGCUCCGGAUGGAUAAGCAAGAACGCUUUGAGCUAGAGGUGCAGGUGGUGGACAGGGGUAUGAAGCUCUACGGCAACAACGGCAUCAGCAGCACCGCCAGACUUGUCAUUACCGUCAUGCAGCUCAAUAAGUUUGCACCUGUUCUCAGGGCGCUUGCCGUCAUUCCGUCCUGGACUGACAGGAACCCGGUUGUUGCCAAAGUGACGGUGAAGGAUAAAGAUGAGGGGGCAGGCGGGUACAUAGAGUCGGUGUCCAUCAUUGAUGGUGAUCCACUUGAACAGUUUGUGAUUGAACGAUCGCCUCUGGGGGAUGAGUACUGGGUGAGGGCGUCACAACGGGUGGACUGGAGCAAAUACCCUUACGGCUGCAACCUAACCUUCCAGGCUAAAGACAGAGGAUCUCCUCCGAAGUCUUCUAACACACAAGUGGUUCAGUUGCUCGUCUCAAAGCCAGAACCCGUAUUAGGGAAUUUUGAGAAAGACGUUUAUGAAGUUGUGCUGAGUGAAAUUGCUCCCCCGGGGACUUUUGUAGAGGUGGUAAGAAUCUCCCCUCCCCCCACAAGCGUCAAUUACAGCUUCAGAAGCCUCUCAGAACUAAUGUACUUUGAUAUAAAUCCGUUAAACGGCGUUAUUAUGACCUCAAGGCAUCUGACAAGGAUAUCGCAGAUUUUCAUGGAGAUGGAAGUGCUGGAUGCUGUCAGCCAGCUGAGGGCAAAGGUCCGAAUCACCAUCGAGGACGCUAAUGACAACUCUCCAGUGUUCAGCCGGCCGUUUUAUGACAUUUCCGUCAAUGAAAGCUUAGCUGUUGGUGCUGUUGUUCUUGUCGUGUCCGCUGUGGACGAUGAUAAAGGAGAGAAUGGCUACAUCACUCACAUAAUCAGCAGCCGGCAGCGGCUACCUUUCACCAUAGACCAGGACACAGGGGAGGUCAGGAUCACACAAGACCUGGACUUUGAGUCAUCAGAAGAAAUCUAUACGUUUGUGGUGCGGGCCUCAGACUGGGGUUCACCCUACAGACGAGAAACUGAGGUCAACGUAACCAUUCGUUUGAUAAAUAUAAAUGACAACGCGCCUGUCUUUGAAAGGGUUUCGUGCCGAGGAAUGAUAGGUCGGGAUUUCCCUCUCAGCCAGACAAUUGUAACGCUGUCGGCUGUGGACAUGGAUGAACUGGGAAUGGUGAAGUAUAAGAUGGUUUCAGGAAAUGAGAUGGACUACUUUAACUUGAACGCAGAGUCUGGCGCUUUGUCGCUGAAGAGAUCGUUAGCAACUGCAAAUUUAAAAAACGGGAUGUUCAACUUGAAAAUAGUCGCCACAGAUGGAGAGAUGUUCUCUGAACCGAUGUUUGUGAAUGUGUCGGUAGUCAGGGGCUCAUCGCCGCCCAGGGGGCUUAGCUGUAAGGACACUCAGGUGGCCCAGAUGAUGGCGGAGAAAAUGCUGUCAAAGGCCUCGGCUAUGGCUCAAGCAAGACAAGAGGAGAGAAGUCCAGACAUUUUCUCUACAAACAAACAUGCUCCGCAGUUUGAGGCCUUGCCGACGAGUAUUCUAGUCCGGGAGGACCUUGCGCCUGGAGCUAGCGUAUUCCAGGUGAGGGCGCGUGACAGUGACGUGGGCUUCAACGGCCGCAUUCUCUUUUCCAUAUCAAACGGCAACAAAGAGAACUGUCUAACCAUCAACAUGGACAACGGCUUGCUGACUGUCUUGCAGCCGCUUGACCGCGAGCGAACCGACCGCUACUUCCUCAACAUCACCAUCUACGAUCAGGGUGUCCCUCAGAUGUCCAACUGGAGGCUCCUGACUGUCAUUGUGGAGGACGCCAAUGACAACGACCCACAGUUUACCCAGGACACCUUCUCCGCUCUUGUCGCUGAAAACGCUCCUGUGGGUUCUCAGGUUAUCGCCAUCACUGCGUUUGAUAAGGACGCGGGGCAAAAUGCACAGCUGUCCUACAUUCUGCUGACCAGUGUCCCUCAUUUCGGCAUUGACAGCGAGACGGGGAGUGUUUUUGUGGCCAACCACUUGGACAGGGAGAGCUUCCCUACGUUCACGCUGAAGAUCGAGGCCAGAGACAAGGCUGAAAGAGGCAACAGGAGGUCAUCUGUGACCACUUUGAACAUAAUAGUGGAGGACGUCAAUGAUUGUGCGCCAUCCUUUAUCCCGAGUACUUACAGCACUCGAGUACCAGAGGACCUCCCGCCAGAGGCUGUCAUCAUGUGGGUGCAGGCCAAGGACCCAGACGUCGGCCCUGGUGGUCAAGUCAAAUACUCCUUGUCCAAUGACUUCAAUGGCACAUUUGAGAUGGACUCAACGAGCGGAGUGUUGAGGAUCAGGAAGGAGCUGGACUUUGAGAAGCAACAGUUUUAUAACCUCACCUUGUUGGCCGAAGACAGGGGAAAGCCCACCCACAGCAGUCAGACACAUGUGGAGGUGGAGCUGGUGGAUGUCAAUGAGAAUUUGUACGCACCGUACUUCUCUGACUUUGCCAUGAGAGGCUCAGUGAAGGAGAACUCUCGAGCAGGAACGAGCGUUCUUGUGGUGGACGCUAAGGAUGACGACAGAGGGAGGGACGGCGCGUUGAAGUACUCCAUCAGAGGAGGCAGCGGACUCGGCGCCUUCACCAUUGACGAAGACACAGGGGUGAUUUACACUGCAGGCAUCCUGGACUGUGAGAGCAAAGACUCCUAUUGGCUGACAGUCUAUGCUACAGACAGAGGGGUCUCGCCCCUGUCAGCCUCUGUUGAGGUCUUCAUCCAGGUGGAGGACGUCAACGACAACGCGCCGCUCACCUCCGACCCCAUCUACCACCCGGUUGUCAUGGAGAACUCGCCCAAGGAUGUGUCCGUCAUCCGCAUCCAAGCGCAGGACCCCGACCUCACCGCCACGCCCAGUCGUCUGAGUUACCGCAUCACCGCUGGCAACCCUCAGAACUUCUUCUAUAUCAACCCAAAGACAGGCUUGAUCACAACAACAGCGAGGAAACUGGACAGAGAACAGCAAGCGGAACACUUCCUGGAGGUGACAGUCAUAGAUGGGCCGGUGACCACCCGCCAGUCCACCGUGUGGGUCAUGGUCCACGUGGAGGACGAGAACGACAACCCGCCCGUCUUCCCCGAGGUCACCUACCGCAUCAGCUUGCCCGAGCGGGACCGCAACAGACGGGGUGAGCCGGUCUACCGCGUCUUUGCGCACGACCGUGACCUGGGCGCCAACGCCAACGUCAGCUACAGCAUCCUGGAUGGCAACCCGGACGAGACGUUCGGCAUCGACCCCCGUACCGCCAUGGUGUCGUCCAAGAAGGCGGUACCGGCGGGACACUACCAUGUCCUCACUAUCAAAGCGGAGGACGGCGGCGACCCCCCUCUGUGGUCCACCGUCAAACUCCACGUGGAGUGGAUCCGCAAGCCCACUCCCUCGCCGCUGCCCCUGCUGUUCACGCAGCGCUGCUACAACUUCUCCGUAGCGGAAACAGCCGCCGUGGCCCAGCCUGUGGGGGUGGUGGCCGUGGGACAGUCCAACACCCCCGUCUGGUUCAACAUUGUCGGUGGACGAGUGGCAAGAGAAAUGUUCUACAUUCCGCAGAAUGCAUGCGGUAGAAACUGCUCGCUCGACACAGGAAGCUUCGACAUGCAAUUUGACCUCCAAGUGGGGGUGGGGACUCUGGUGGUGGCCCGCCCGCUGGAUGCUGAGGUGCAGACCGUGUACAACAUGACGGUGCAGGUGACUGAUGGCACCAGCGUCGCCACUACGCAGGUUUUCAUCCGCGUCCAAGACAGCAACGACAACCCUCCGGUCUUCUCCCAGCCGGCUUACGACAUCAGCGUGUCAGAGGACGUCCCGGUGGACACGGAGCUGCUGCGUGUCAGGGCGUCGGACAUGGACGAGCGCAGCCGCCUCAGCUUCUCCAUCUACGGCAGCGUGGACCCGGCCAGCAUGAGGCUGUUCAGGGUCAACCCAAGCACGGGUGUCGUGUACACAGCAGACCGACUAGACUACGAGGCUCGAACACAGCACAUCCUUACUGUCAUGGUCAAAGAUCAGGAGUUCCCAUUCAACCGGGACCUGGCCCGGAUCCUGGUGGCAGUGGAGGACUCAAAUGACAACAUUCCGUACUUCACCAGCACCAUUUAUGAUGCUGUGGCCUAUGAGUCUUCUGCCGUCGGCACGUCAGUGCUGCAAGUCACGGCACUGGACAAAGACAAUGGCAUCAAUGGACAACUCACCUACACCAUACAAGCAGGCAACACUGGGGGUGUGUUUGGCAUCAAUAACAACACAGGGCUCAUCUUCAUCGCCAAGGAGCUGGAGCUCACCUCCGUGGGCUUUUACACGCUCACCGUGCAAGUCACCGACAACGGAUUUCCUCCGCUAAUGGCCUCGUCUUCUGUCCGUGUCUCCUUGAUGCUCUCCGACUUGUCCAAACCAAAAUUCUCCCAGAAGGAGUAUCAAGCGGAGAUUAUGGAGAACAGCACCGUGGGAACUUACGUGACCGCCGUUAGCGCACUGAGCCGCUCAGCACUGGUUUAUGACAUCACCAGGGGCAACGAGGAAAACUGCUUCUUCAUUAAUCAUCACACUGGUGUCAUCAGCACACGCACACUCUUUGACUUUGAGAAAACACCAUCCUACUUCCUCUUGGUUCAUUCUUUAAGCAUGGCGGGCGUGGAGGCCAGCGCCACAGUCGUGGUGCAGGUGGGGGACGUCAACGAUAAUGCUCCUGUCUUCCAGCAAUUAAGGUACGUGGGGUCCAUCAGUGAGGCAGCCCCAGUCAACAGUGUGGUUCUGGCGGAUGACGGCAACCCUCUGGUCAUCCGGGCAACGGACGCCGACAGCAGUCACAACGCCCUGCUGGUGUUUCAGAUUAUAGACGAGACCGCUCGCAUGUUCUUCAGCGUGGAUCCAGGGACUGGAUCCAUCCGGACCAUUUCCAGUGUGGAUUACGAGACCUUCCCAGAGUUCGUCUUCAGAGUUCAUGUUAGCGACAGUGGCCAGCCUCCAAAAAGUGCUGAGAGCCCUGCUGAGGUGUUCAUAAAGGUCAUCAACAUCAACGACUCGCCCCCAAAGUUCUCUCAGGACAUGUACGAGACCAUCCUCCUGCUGCCAACCUACAUGGGUGUUGAGGUUCUGCGAGUUGAAGCGUUUGAUCCAGACAUGACAACGGAGCCUAACCACUCCCACACCCAUCAGCUGGCCUACUCUCUGGUGGACCGAAACCUGGAGCAUUUCACCAUGGACCGCGGCAGUGGGGUUGUAACGGUCAUCAAUCAGAACCUCAGCAAAGACCGCUAUCGAUUCAACGUGAAGGUUUGGGAUGGCCGUUUCUCCAGCGUAGCCUUGGUCACGGUGCUCGUGCGUCAAGCCAUCAACAGUGGCCUCUCCUUCACCGCCUCGUUCUACUCGGCCUCCGUUCGAGAGAACACAUGGAACGUGACCGCACUCGCCGUGGUGAACGCCGUGGGCCACGGCCUCAAUGAGCCGCUCAUGUUCUCGCUGCUUAAUCCUGGUGGGCUUUUCGCCAUACGGCCCACGUGCGGGGCGCUGCUCACAGCCGGGGUCCCCUUUGACCGUGAGGAGCGGGACAGUUACGAGCUGGUGGUGGAGGUCCGUAAAGAGGAUGAGGUACUUAAGGUGGCAAGGGUCACUGUCAGGGUGCAGAUUGAAGAUGACAACGACAACGCCCCUGAAUUUGUGAACCUACCCUACUAUGCCACAGUACAGGUGGAAUCAGAACCUGGGUUGUCUAUUUUCAGGGUGUUGUCCACUGACCGGGACUUGGGUGUGAACGGGCAGGUGACCUACGGCCUGAAAGAACCACACAGGAACUUCCAGGUGAAUCCUGUAACAGGGGAGUUGAUGUUAAAAACAGCGUUUGGGACGGACGUGUCUAACGCGGAGUACAAGGUGGUCAUCGUGGCGGCGGAUGGCGGCACCCCGUCCCUGUCUAGUGAGGUGGAGCUUCCAAUCACCGUGCUCAAUAAAGCCAUGCCGGUGUUUGACAAGCCCUUCUAUGGCGUCACGGUCCCAGAGGACGUGCCCGUGUCCACCUCACUCCUGAGCGUUAACGCCACCAGCAGGACAGGACAGGGCAUCAUCUUUACCAUUGCUGGUGGUGACCCUUCGCUCCAGUUCGACAUCGGCUUCGACACGGGCGUCAUCAGCGUGGUCUACCCGCUGGACUAUGAGACAACGCAGUACUACCGCCUCACCGCCAGGGCCACCGACACACUGACGGGCGCCAAGUCGGAGGUGGACGUGGAUGUUGUUGUGCUGGAUGUCAACGAUAACCCGCCGUUGUUCCAAAAGCCGUCGUACUCGGCCGUGCUGGCGGAGAACGCCAUGAUCGGAACCAGCGUCUUGCAGGUUUCCGCUCAGGACCAAGACUCCGAAAAGAACUCUGCAGUGAGCUACCAGAUCGUAUCCGACCUCUACAACAGUACCGACUACUUCCACAUCGAACGUGACAGCGGCCUGGUCUUGACGGCGCGCUUGCUUGACUACGAGCUCACGCAGCGCUUCAACUUCAUCAUCAGGGCAACAGACAGCGGCGAGUCCGCUCUCGGCAGCGACGUCAGCGUCACGGUGGCCGUCGCCGACACCAACGACAACCCCCCCAACUUCAGCCAGUCUCUUUAUGAGGCUUUCGUCAGCGAGCUCGCACCCCGGGGACACUUUGUCACCUGCGUCCAGGCGUCGGAUGCCGACAUUGGUGACGCCCAGAGGCUGAGGUACAGCAUCGUGUCCGGGAACGAGAGGAUGACGUUCAGCAUGGAGGAGGAAUCUGGCGUGCUGCGUCUGUCUAACAAGAGGCGACAAGGCAUGAAGCUCUCAUAUCAGCUCAACGUGUCCGUGUCAGAUGGCGUCUUCACCAACACGGCGCAGGUGGUGGUUCGAGUCCUGGGAGCCAACCUGUACAGUCCAGUAUUCAGCCAGAGGUUCUACUUAGCGGAGGUUAGAGAGAAUGCACCGCCAAGGUCAAAGGUUAUCCAGGUCCGUGCCACAGAUGAGGACUCCGGGCUGUUUGGCCAGAUCACCUACUCUUUCAUCAACGACUUUGGGAAACGUCACUUCACCAUCGAUGCUGAUGGAGUCAUCUCCACCCUGCAAAAGCUGGACCGAGAGAAUCCUCAGAACAUGGACAUUGUGCUGACUGUCAUGGCCCUGGACGGCGGAGGACGUGCCUCCUUUUGCACGGUGCGAGUGGUUCUGGCUGACGAGAAUGACAACGCGCCACGUUUCAGGGCAGUGGAGUACCGCAUGAGCAUCAAAGCCAACGUUGGUAAAGGAUCCCUGGUCACGCAAAUCCAGGCCACUGACCCCGAUGCCGGAGCUAACGGGAGGAUCAUCUACUCCCUCUACAGUGAGGCCCGCUUGUCGCUGGUUGACGUUCUGGAGGUGGAGUCAGACAGUGGCUGGAUGAUGACAAAGAGUAACGUGGACCACCUCCAGGGCACCGUGUUGUCCUUCUUUGUCAAAGCCACUGACUGCGGCUCACCGGCCAAACACUCACUGGUGUCAGCUUUCAUCCACGUCGUUCCUCCGGACGCGUACAUUCCCUCCUUCAGCCAGCCGCAGUACUCCUUCACCAUUCCCGAGGACACGGCGGUGGGAAUGGCACUGGGCUCCGUUUACAUGGGCCUCGGGCAGACCGGAUCCUUCACCUCUAUCGGGGGGGAGACGCCCGACAGCAACCACGGUGGGACCUUUCUGGUGGAGGGUGACACCGGCCUGAUCCGCCUCGUCAAGCCACUGGACUACGAACAGAUCAGCAUCUAUCGCUUCAAGGUUGCAGCCACGACCAGAAGGGACCUGAUCGAGUCCAUUACCAGCGUGGACCUCGAGGUCAAGGUCUUGGAUGUGAACGACAACAAUCCAGCGUUUGAGACUGAAGCCUAUGUUGCCACGGUGAUGGAGGGGAUGCCAGUCGGGACCAGAGUGGUACAAGUGCGAGCCCUGGACCCCGACUGGGGCUCCAAUGGACAAGUCACCUACAGUCUGGGGCCUCUCCUCACCAACAACCGGGACUUGACAAAAGACCUCCAACCCCUUGGAACCGUCACCACCAGUUCUGUGUUUGCAGUCGACAGCAAAACAGGCUGGAUCACCACCACCAGCCCCAUGGACCACGAGGCCUGCUCCAGCUACAGCUUCCAGGUGCUGGCCUCCGACCUGGGGGAGUCACGCUCCCUUUCUUCCACCACCGUGGUCACCAUCACCGUGUCCGACGUCAACGACAACCCGCCGCACUUUGAGAGGCAGCUGUACCGUGGGGCCGUCAAGGAGAGCGACCCCCUCGGCGAGGUUGUUGCGGUGCUGAAGACCAGAGAUCAAGACGGGGCGGAUCAGAACCGCCUAGUCAGCUUUUACAUCACUGGAGGGAACCCGCGGGGCGUCUUCGGCCUAGCGCUGGUGCAGGGCGAGUGGAAGGUGUACGUCAGCGGGCUGCUGGACCGUGAGCAGCAGGACUGGUACCUGCUCAAUAUCACUGCCAGCGACGGGCUGUACGUGGCCCGCACCGCCGUGGAGGUGACUGUCAUGGACGCCAACGACAACAGUCCCGUCUGCAACCAGGCCGUGUACAGCACCUCCUUUCCCGAGGACAUCGCCCCUAACAAGGGUGUCCUGACCGUGGGAGCGACAGAUGCUGACUCAGGCUCCAGUGCUGAGAUCCAAUAUUCACUUUUUGGCAUCGGCGUGGAAGACUUCUACAUGGACGCUAAUACUGGUGAGCUGCGCACGGCGGCGCCCAUGGACCGUGAAACCACACCCACCUACAAACUCAUCGCCCAGGCCACGGAUGGAGGUGGGCUCUUCUGCCGCUCUGACGUCUCCCUCAAGGUCCUGGACGUAAACGACAACGCGCCCUUGUUUGCGUCCUUGCACUACGUGGCAAGCGUUUACGAGAACGCCGUCCCCAACACUCUCCUCACGCGGCUGCAGGCCAGCGACCCUGAUGAAGGCCUCAACCGGACUGUGGCGUACUCUCUGGUGGACUCAGCCAACGGCUUCUUCUCCAUUGAUCCAGUUUCAGGGGUGGUGGUUCUAGAGAGAACCCUGGACAGAGAGAGCCAGGACUCCUAUCGGCUACGCGUCCGCGCCAGUGACCAAGCUGGGCAGCAGGGGGCGCUGUUCUCUCAGGUGGACUUGACUGUGCUGGUCCUGGACGUAAACGACAAUGCACCGGUAUUCCAGAGGCGUGAUUACGCCGUGACCGUCCCUGAGGACGUGGCCGUGGGCGCUGAGGUCCUCCGAGUGCUGGCGACCAGCGCCGACAUCGGUCCCAACGCCGAAAUCACCUACAGGAUCCGCUCUGGCAAUGAGUUGGAAAAGUUCUCCAUCGACAGAAUCCUCGGAUCCAUCUCUGUGGCUGAUGAUUUGGACUUUGAGGUGUGCAAGGACUACUAUCUGACAGUGGAGGCCUGGGAUGGCGGGAGCCCUCCACUUAGUGCCGCCACCAUGGUUACCAUCGAGCUUAUGGACGUCAACGACAACACCCCAGCAUUCAGUCAGGACGUCUACAACGUCCUGGUGGGCGAGGAUGCGCCGGUUGGACAGUCAAUAACGAAGGUGCUAGCGGAGGAUCUGGACAGCCAAGUUAAUGGACGCAUCACCUACUCCAUCCUGAGAGGCGACCGUACUAACCACUUCUGGAUCGACCCGGUGACGGGGCUCCUCAAAGUCAAUAAGCGUCUGGACAGGGAGCUGGUGUCCCGGUACACUCUGUCAGUGCAGGCCUUUGACAGCGGCUCGCCCGCCAUGUCCUCUACUGUCACCAUCAACGUUGACAUUGCUGAUGUCAAUGACAACCCGCCCGUCUUCACCCCGCCCAACUCCACGGCCGUCGUCCAGCUGAGCCAGGCCUCAGGCAGUGUCCUGCUCAAGCUGUCUGUUAGCGACAAAGACUCCACCAGGAAUGGCCCCCCCUUUGAGUUUCGCCUCAUUUCUGGUAACGAGGGAGGUUUCUUCACCUUAGACCAGACGGGAACGCUGAGGUCUGAGCGUGUUUUUGGGCCUGAAUCCCCCCGGGAGUUCACCCUAGAGGUCCAGGCCAGCGACUCUGGCAGACCCCCGCUUGUCUCCUCGUCCUGGAUCUUUAUACGCGUGAUUGGGAACAGUCAGUAUAAGCCGGCUGUCUCUUCCUUGGAGAUCAUCAUAGUCACAGCAACGGACACCUUCCAGGGCGGCCUGAUCGGUCGCAUACACGCCACAGACCGCGACCCCAACGAUGCGCUGUCCUUUACCCAGAAGCCUCAAUCCAAAAGCAUGUUUAGCAUCAACAGACAGGACGGCAGAGUUUCGGCUUUGCCAGGCUUAGAACCGGGAAGGUACCAGAUAAAUGCCACAGUCAGCGAUGGGCGCUUUGCAGUGAUUGCGGAUGUUUCGAUCCAAGUGGAACAGGUGACGGACGUUCUGCUGCGUAGUGCUGUCACCUUGAGGUUCAGCUCCUUGUCCCCUGAAGACCUGCUGGGAAACUACCUCAGCCAGAUCAAACUCACCGUGCGUGCGCUAGCGGGCUGGAAAUGGUCACCGGGACAGCAGGAUCCACUUCACAUCCUUGGUGUUCAGCCAGUGGAAGGCAAAUCUGACGUGGACCUCCUCGUGGCUAUUGAGCGGCCCGAGACAGCCCGCGCCAUACGAACAGGAGGGUUCUACUCUGAAUCGGAGGUGGCUGCAAAGCUGGCAGAGGGGCAACUCCGGGGGGUCCUGGCAGGGGCCAUAGUGGUGGGCAGUGUCUGCUCUGGCGAGCUGGCGUGUGGAGACAAUGUAUGCGAGCAGGUGAUGGUGAUGGAGACUGGCUCACUGGUCGCUUACAGCACGGAACGGGUCAGCUUGGUGGCACCACGGUUCAGACGGACUGAGACAUGCACCUGUCCAGGAGGGUCAUGCUCUGCCCCUGUGGAGCUGUGUGAAGGUCAGUCCUGUCCUGUAGAUAUGCAGUGUGUUCGCUCUGGCCCGAUGGCGCCCUCUGUCUGCCAGUGUCUACCUGAGCACUUGGACGCGUGUGCCGGUCAAACGUCGCUGAGUUUUUCGGGCAACAGCUACAUCAAGUACAAAGUGACGGAGACUGUUCAUAGCGGCGAGAUGAAGCUCAGCCUGAAGGUCCGCACACUGCAGACGAGAGGGGUCAUCAUGUUCACCAGGGUCAACCCCUGCACCAUGCUCAAGAUCGAAGGGGGUCGCCUGUGGUUCCAACUGGACUGUGACAACACGCUGGGCAUCAUGGGAAUCUCUGGGAGACAAAUAAAUGACGGCUCGUGGCACGCCGUUGCCUUGGAGCUGACACGGAAUUACACCUUGCUCUCGCUGGACGACAGCUACGUGGAGCGGCGGCGUGCGGCCAGAGCACCUGUCCGACUCUGGCCCGUAGCCCCGGAAUCGUCCUUUUUCUUCGGUGCGCAGGUGAGGCCGCCUGCUGGUGGGCAAGGUGAGCGGCCAGGCCCUGAGGCGGCGGGGGCACCGAGAGCCCAGGAUGGCUUCCAAGGCUGCCUGAGCUCACUGAUGCUUAACGGCAAGGAGUUGCCUCUCCAGAACAAGCGGAGCCGCUACGCUCAAAUAGCUGGGCUCAGUGAGGUCAAGGUGGGCUGUGUGCUCUACCCGGACACCUGUGUCGGCACGCCCUGCCUCAACGGAGCCAUGUGCAGCAGUCUGCCCUAUGGAGGUUUUGCAUGCACUUGCAGCUCUGGCUUCACUGGGGGGCGCUGUGAGUUCCAAGUUACGCCCUGCAACCCCAGUCCUUGCCAGAACGGGGGCAACUGCCAGGCUUUGGGCAGCGGGUUCGUAUGUGGCUGCCCCCCGGGACUGGGGGGUCUCAUAUGCGACGAGGACGUGGACGAGUGCGACCUGGCCGACUGUUACAAUGGCGGCGAAUGCGUCAACACGCUGGGGUCGUUCUACUGCAACUGCACGCCGGGCUUUGAGGGACAGUUCUGCGGCGACGAGGGCGACGGCGAUCUGGGCGACGACAUGCAGGCAGAGCCUCUGUCAUACAUCGGGCCCGGCGAGAUCAUCGGCAUCGGCGUCCUCGCCUUCGUCAUCGUCCUCCUCCUCAUCCUCUUCAUUAUCUUCAGGAAAAAGAUCCAGUUCAGGAAGGACUCGUCGGCGGGGGUGUGCCCCCCAGACGGUGUGAUGGGUGUGUCAGCCAUCACGGAGACCAGCUACAUGCUGCACAAGACGGGUAUGGGUGCCGAGGGCAUCGAGUUCAAGGCGGUACGUGUGUCGGGUUCGCCGGGGAAGACGAGCGCCAGCGGCGAGGUGGGCCCCCCGCAGGUCAUAGUGCGGCCCAACGCCCACUCCCCUCUGCUGGGGGGACACCAGAGCAGAGAGGAGGAUGAGAGUGAAGGCAGUCGGUUGAGCAGCUUCCUUGCCGACAUGUCCAACAUUAGAGCCAACAGGAAGGGCGUGGCCGUGUGCAGCGUGGCCCCCAACAUGCCCCCGCCCUGCCGACCUGAGCACAGUCCCAUCCACAAGGUGUCUUGGGAGGGCGGGGAUGCCAAGGAGCGGGCAGUCGAGAGGCGGCGAGACGGGCGGGAGGACGAGUGGCGGCAGAGGGCCUUUGAGAUGGAGAGGACGGAUGAGAGCCACGGCGCCCCGCAGGGUGAGGCGUCGCGCCUGGAGAACGACGCAGUCGCUCUCUCGUCAGACUCCACGUCUGAGGAUCUCAGCUCGUACACGUCAGAGUCCUUUGACGACAAUGCCUCCAUAGUGACAGUCAUACGUCUGGUCAACGACACGGUCGACCACAUUGAAAGUGAGGUGUCCAACAUGGACAAGGAGCAGUGGCAGCACAGUCCUGCCUACCAAUGGGACUCCUCCCGCCAGACCUCCGGUUGGUUCUCGCCGUCCCGUCUACGUCUGCCGGAGGUGGGCUCCCAUUACAACCUGAGCGAUACCCAGCAGAGCAUUAGGCGGGGGGACAGCACCCGCUCCCUGCAGCUGGACUACCGGACCCCUGUCCCGAGUGCCGAGAGAAGCCGAGAGCCAGGUCAGGAGAUUGGGAGGAGGGCCUUCCAGUGGGAGAAGAACCAGUCGGGGGAAUGGCAGAGGAAGAGGUGGCAAGAAGGCGAGGGCUGGAAUCGGAGCAGGGAUGCUGGGGCUCGGCAGGACCGGAGGGGCAGCUGCUCCUCGCCGGUCUACGAGGAAUACCGAGAGCCCAGACGGGAUUCGGAGCAGAGCGAAGACUCGGAGGGCCUUUAUGACACUCUGCCCCCGUCACGAGAAGCCUAUGAGGGAUACCCGUCAAGCCCAGCCGGCCUAAGUUUGCACCCGGCCCAGCUUUUACCCCCUCUUAGGGCGUGGGACUUAAAUGCCGGGGAGAACUGGCAGGGGUCCAGAGAGGGGAGUGGAGGCAGUCUGGGCUCCAGCAAUGUGACGGGUUCUGGGGAUGAGCUGGAGAGACUGUUGAACCUGGUGUCGCUACGAGCUAGGAGGGCCUCACGGACCAACAGAACCUCCACGGGGUCAGAGCCAGCGGCGGGCUGGGAUGGAUUUAAAUGAACUUCCAUAAAUGACAGCAAGGGGGGGGACCUUGAGUCAGCAUCUUUAAAUAUGCGCCUGAGAUGGAUGACUUUAGCGUAUAAAUGUAAACAUCUCGAACAUAUGGUGAUGAGUCCACAGUCAUAUCCUGCAGGAAGCCACUGCUAAUGCCAAUCAAUCCUUGGCUCAAUCUGUGAUGCACAUACUCGUGCCCGCCAACACCUGAAGAACAUCCGACUGCAGCAGCGUACCCCCACCCCCGUCUCAGAAAAACCCACCACAGACAUGGCAUGAUGAGCCUCGUUAGCGGCGCUUGUUUUGUCAGGAUAGAAGUUCUGGGCCUCAUCCCGCACGUUGCCUCGGAGAUGUUAUUAAGAUUAGCUCCUACGCCGGGGAGGAGUGGCGGGGAGGGGAGCGGGGGGUAUCUUUGUUUAAUCAUUUCAUUACUCUGCAAUUAUUUAUUUCAUAACGAUGGAGGUCGUAUGGCGGCCGAGCAGCACAAGCAUCAAAGCAGCAGUUGUCCGAAUGAUAAUUCAAUAAGACACUUUGAAGACUACACACACACACACACACACACACCCUGUAAUUUCACUCCACUACUCGUUAGGUGUCUUCUUUUAUCAAUAUGAAUAAAUUGUGGACAUGGUGGAACCUGUGUUUGUCAUCCCUGGCUGUUCAGACUAGACCUCCACCAAGGCUUCCUAAUUUGGAUUAGCAGCAACAUCGCUAAGCCCUCAAAGGGUCCCACUGUUAGGAUUGACUGGAGUUACUUCUUGUUGCUUUUC